AAAUAUUAAAAACCAAAAUAUAUUAUCUUAAUAUUAUUAAAUUUCUUACUAUUAUUUUAUUAUUUUUCAUAUUCGUAGGUCAAUUUUGAUCUUGACGACAUAUCCCCUGAGGUCAUGGCCUACUUAGAGGAUACCUUAGCAAAUCGGUACAAACAUUGGAAGAACUAUCUUCACACGCAUUUUAAGCGAUGGGAUGAUCCGGAGUUUGCUCGCCUACAUGGUUGCCCAACCGAGCUGCAGGACCGGCCGGAGGAUUGGGAGUGGCUCUGCAAACAUUUUACGGACCCAAAAUUUGUGAAGAAAUCUAUUGCUGGCAAGAUAGCUCGGGACUCAAAGACACUUCUCCACCAUUCUGGUUCGAAGCCCUUUUCGUAUAGGAUUGAGGCACGACGUCAGGAGGGUUCUAAGUUCCCAGAGAUCGACAUGUUCGAGGACGUUUACGUUCGACCUGGUGAUGAGAUAACUAAGUAGCUUCAUGAUGCUAUGGUGGAACAGCGCACUACUGUUCUCCAAGAAGCAACAUCACAACUUCCCCCGGAGACCUUGAUCGAGGACGCCACGAUACCCGAGGAUGCAGGUUUUCAGAUCCUGACUAAUGUCAUGGAUCAAAACUUCGGUC
This is a messenger RNA of Pyrus x bretschneideri (Chinese white pear), 619 nucleotides long. RefSeq lists its product as uncharacterized. The transcript has 4 exons. NCBI's taxonomy places the organism in Eukaryota, Viridiplantae, Streptophyta, Magnoliopsida, Rosales, Rosaceae. Bases 115 to 471 code for a protein of 118 amino acids. The record is from RefSeq and is a predicted model, not a curated record.